AUGCGGCUGCCAUCGAUCAAGCACAUUCAAUCGACGCCUCUAGCUGAUCUUUGUGCAUGCAUUAAAUAUCUCCGUUUCCUGUACAAUCCUGAAGUCAGAGGCUCUCGACGAAGAAAAUUGACUAGCCUAGGCACGAAGGAAUCCAAAACGGCUGACCGUUUGAAAAUUAUUCGAGCAGAUGCUUUUGAACAAUCGCAUGCUAUUCGUUGGCUCACCGCUCUUGUAGCUCGCGGUGACAACCUAAUAUUGACUGAACUCGAUAGCGAGGCUCGCGAAUGUCUAGUCGAAGACGCUGCUGCCCUCCUCGCAGCUUGUGCUGGAACUGCUUCCUCGGGGCCUAUCACCCGCUCUUAUACAUUUGGACCCUCACCAUUAGGAGAGGAAGUGUCGCUCAAAUUAAGGGAUGCACCUAUAGAGAAUGGUGAUUACGGUACCGUUGGUGCUCAAACCUGGGGCGGUGCAUGCGUAAUUGCGGAUAUGAUUCUCGAAGAUCCCGACCGGUUCGGCUUACCCCUCUACGGGAGCCGGAAAAAGAUGGGAGAACCAUUCAGGAUAAUUGAACUUGGAGCCGGGACAGGACUCGUCGGACUGACCGUCGCGAAACUCCUGGAGCUCCGACAUGUACGCACGGAAAUAGUUCUGUCCGAUUUUCACCCAUCAAUAUUGAACAAUCUACGCUCAAAUGUUGGCUCAACUUUUCCAAGCACGAAUACAUCUUGUGUGGAUGUUUCCGUCGUUCCUCUCGACUGGUCUUCAUACUCAAGUGCAUCGGCCGAUAGCUCGCUUGGAACUUUCGACCUCGUCCUCGGUGCCGAUAUUGUCUACGAGAGCACUCACGCCGUCUGGAUCAAAGGAUGCCUGCAGAAACUCCUCCAACCUAAUGCGUACUUCCACCUUGUCAUUCCUCUCCGUCACACCCACUCUGCCGAGUCCAGCACAGUGAACCAAGUGUUUGGAGACAGCAUCCCAGACCCCGUUUUUGUAAUCGUCGAUCAGGAGCAGUUCUCCUGCGAUGCACACAGUGAUACUGACUUGCGAAUGGUACAUGGCGACCGUGCUGUCGAGGUCGAAUACGCAUAUUAUAAGAUCAAUUGGAAAAGUAGUUCGGAAUAA
Molecule: messenger RNA, 1113 nt
Organism: Fomitiporia mediterranea MF3/22
Lineage: Eukaryota; Fungi; Basidiomycota; Agaricomycetes; Hymenochaetales; Hymenochaetaceae
Exons: 2
Coding region: 1-1113 (370 amino acids)
Source: RefSeq, a predicted model, not a curated record